GACAGACGGAGGCUUCGUCACGAUCCGUUGGGUUGGGAAUGGAAAACAGAAGCAAGUCAGAAGAACUGGGAAGUUCCCAACGGGAAGCAGAUGAUGUGAUCCUCUAGAUCAGCAUCUUGCUGUAAGCAGAAAACAUGUCGCCAUUUUUCACUAAUCCCUCUUGAUUUUAGUCUCGAAUUUAAACUCGACUUCCUGGAUUAGAGGCAAAGGGCUGCAGAGAAGAACUGGACCGGAUCACAGGAGGCUCUGGAGAGUUGUGAUGGACCUGAAUAACCCAGACUGACUGGAUAUCUGACUGGCUGACUCUUCCUCUGUUUCUCAGCCUGGAAGUCUCUGUUGCCUAGCAACCGCUCCAGACGGAUGGAGGCAGCUACGGUUUCCAGCAGUGACGAACACCGAGCAGCUCUGAACUGGGUCUCGGGUCUCGUUCUCCCGUCUGCUGCGAACGGAAGGCUCUCCUGCACAGAUUCAUCAGACCUCAGCUGAUCGGGAAGCUUGGAGGAAGAGGAGGGACAAGAGGAAGAGGAGUUCCUGGCAGGAAACAGUUAAACGUUGCGACUUGCGGCUCCGCUCUGUAUUCCCGUCAUGAGCGGCGAGGGUUGGAAGCAUAGAGUGACGUCAGUCGGCAUUGCAGGCGGAGCGGACACUGAGGGGGAAAUAUAGGACACCGAGGAAGAGGAGGAAGAGGACUGCAGUAAUCCAGAGAGAAGCAGAAAGCAGCAGCUCUUCAUCAGUUUUCUCAAGGCCCCUGCAGGAUGAAGAAGGUACUGCGUCUCUCUCAGUCGUGACCUGACCCCUGACCCCCCCACCGACACUCUGCGCCGUCAGAAGCAGCUCCUCCUGCAUCGGUCGCAUCAUGGACGGCUUCCGGCUGCCGCCCGUCAUCGAGGAGGUGCUGGACCCCUCUGAUGAGCUGUGUGAGCUGAAGGAGGACAAACCCGGCAUGCUGGCCGAUACCCUGACGGCCAAGGAGAGGGAGUCCAUGGAGGAGAAGGAGGAGCCUGAGGGAGACGGAGAGAAGGGUCAGCAGGAGGAAGAGAUGGAAGUGAAGGAGAGGGAGUCUGAAGAAGAUGAUCAGGGAGAGGAGGAGGAUUUGGAGGAGCUUAGAGCUCAGGUGCUGCAACUUCUCCUGGAGCUGGAUGAGACUCGAGAGGUUUCUCAGCGACACGAGGAGAGCUUCAUGGAGCUGCAAGGUCUGCUAGAUGAGGAGCGGCUGGCGAGCGCCCAUCAGGCGGAAAGCUUCACCCGGCAGAUCCAGAGGCUGCAAGCUCAGCUUCGGUCGGCACAGGAGGAGAUGAGCAGCCUGGAGGAGGAGAAGGAGAGCGAGCUGGUGGAGGUCCAGCAGGAGCUGCGCUCGGCUCAGGAGGAGGUUCUGGUGCUGCAGCAGGCGGCCGAGGAGGCGGCGGCAGAGAGGGAGAACGACAUCGCCUCCCUGCAGGAGGAGCUGUGCCGCCUGCGGGUGGAGCUGCAGCGCCUGCACGCCACGGCGGCCGAGUACGAGCUGGAGGUCACCUCGCUGAGAGCCGAGCUGAGCAUGAAGAGCCGCCGCACGGCCCAGUCAGGUGAUGUGACUCAGCUGCAGGAAGAGGUCAUUUCUCUGACCAAUGAGCGUCAGACUCUGAGCAGCAACAACAGGGAGUUGAGCAACAAGUUGGAACAACUGCUGCAGCAACGAGACAUAUGUGGUGACUCGUACCUGGAAGUCAGAGCUGAGGGCCAAACUGAGGAGGAGGUUCAUCUAAAGGCGGAUUCCUACAUCACUCUGUCCCAGUCCAAACCCGGACUGCAGAAUCUGGACUCGUCAGCGGUCCAGGAUGAAAUCAGGACCCUGAAGGUCCAGCUGAGAAUGGCAGAAGAGUUGGCUCUCAAGGUCCAGCUGGAGUGUGAAGGUCUGAAGAAGGAGCUGGAGGAGCUGCAGCAGCUGCACGAAGGCAGCCAGCGGGAGCGAGCAGCUCUCCAGCUGCAGCUGCAGAGCUGCAAGGCGGAGCUGCGGGAGCUGCUGGGACGAAAGUUGCAGAAAAGCGACUCUGAAGGCUGGAACAUGGCGGUGGCGGCGGUCGCGGUGGCGGCCAUUUUGGUUCUGGUUGUCCCCAGAUUUACCAGGGCCUGAGGACUAACAGGAAGUGACCUCACGGCAUGCUGUGGGAACCUGUUGGCUUGCUUUCAUCCAUCCAUGAUGUCUCCAUGAUGCAACUCUGCACAGACGUCAGAGUGGAGGAAAGACUGGUUGUUGUUCCUGGAGGUCAGCGGGUCAUUCAGCUCUGGGCUUUGCAGAUCCACCUCUAUGAUCCAUUUUUAUUCCACAGCUAGCAUUAGAGCAACGUGUUGGAUGUGUGAACUGAUAGAACUCCUACAGAAAAAUAUCAUGAUGUUAAAACGGUGGGACGCCUUUGAAAAUGUAAUUAAUUAGAGGCUUUUUAAAUUAAUCACAAUUUGAUCAAAAACUAAAUCUGACACAAGAAGCAAAGUUUCAAAGUUCAUCAGUUAACAUGAGGCUUGUCUGAUGACCGACUCAAACCAUCGAUAUGAGCAACUUUCACCUUGACUGAGUGCAAACUGGAAUGUUGAGGUAAAUAUCAGUCAAUGAGCGGAGAACGUUCCCGUUCUCAAACACACAACAGAACUUCACCCAAACUGGUCCUUCUUUCCAGACUGGGGAAUCUGGAUCAUAAAUCUGGAUUUUUAGGUUUGCAUCUAAUUUUAAACAAUCAUUUAAUAAUAAUAACUUGAACUAUAAUGACAUGCAGAUUUUUCACAGAAAACCUGCUAAAGUUGGUUGUUUAAAUGUCAAGUUUCAGGUCAACGUUUUUGGACUUUUCCUCUUUCUGCAGAUUGAAUUCCACCAGAAAGCAUCAAACCCAGAUGUUGUAAAAUGUUCUCCUCUCCCUCCAGUUAGUUCAUCCCAUAGAAGAGCAACCUGGUUCACACGUUGGCAACUUUCUGGAAACUCUCAUGUUUCAGUCUUCUGCAAAUUGCACAUCAAGCCAACAAUUCUCUCUAGUAUCCGCCAGGGGGCGGUGCAGCUUCCUCUGCAGCCCUGAUUGCUGGAGAGAAGAAUCUUCUGUUUGGUUCCGUUUGGUUCUGAAGGGAAGUGUUUAGGUGCUGAUUCUGUCGGUGAUGUGAGGGAAGGUCUUUCCACUGUCCAGCUGAUAAAUGAAUGGUUUAUUGCUGACAUUUCAGACACGUUAUGUGUAUUUAGCUCUUUAUUAUCUCUUCCUGAACUAAAGUAACACUUUGCACAUACUGAGUAGCUCUGACUACUAGAAACUGUAGCAAGGAGAACUUUAACGUUUUCUUCAUCCAUUGACUCUGCUUCAGUCUGCUUGAUGCUUCUUGUGUUUUUAUCUAAUGACUGAGCUUUCUUUUCUCUAAUAAUUCCUUUAUAAAGUGACAAAACUUCCAUUUCUGUGUUUGUCGUUGUGCAGCAGCCAAUGUAGCAGUGAAACAUGGAGCUUAUUUAACUGAUUACACUGUGGUGAUACCAAAGUUGCUUUAAAAGUUCAAAUAUUUUAGCACAGAUUUGUUCAUGGGAUUCAGUUCAAUAAAGCUUUGUUUAUUUUGAUGAGGGAGAGGGAGGGUCUAAUGGGGGAAAAACUGACUGGAAAAGUAGCUCUGAUUUAAUUCAGCUCCAAAAUAUUCCUUUAAUCCCAAAGAGAAAUGAAAUGCACACUACAGAGGUCCAACAGAACCAGAACAGAACCAGGGUUCUUAAUCAGGUUGUCGAGCCUCUUCUGGUUCUGGUUCUGGUCCUCCUAUAGACCCUUCUCUGUCUCCAGUCCAGUCUGUCCAGAUGAACACUGGGGGUUCUAUAAUCCUCUGCUGUGAUGGAAACAGGGUUUGACCUUUGACCUUUCUCUUGACCACUUGUUGGCAGUAAGGAUGAUUGUCCACCAGCUUUGAUCCUCUGACAGCUGCAGAGUAAUCUGAGUAUUUCUGAAGAUGACAGGAAUCGGACUGCUGGACCUUCAUGAUGUGGGUCGUCAUAGCAACAGGUCUACAAUCGUUGAGCGCAGAAUAAAGCGGGAUGUCUUCCACAACGCUGGAACAAUCCAUCCAUCUGAUCCUCCUUUUGCCCGCAGCCUGAGAUCUUCCUCCUUCCUGAUUCUCUGAUUUGGUUUCUCUGCAGUUUGUCCUCCAGGUUCUUCCUGUUCUUCUGUCUCUGAUCUGGACUGGAGCUGCUUCCGUUCCCCGUCUCCUUCCUUAAAGGCUCUUUGGUUUCUUCAGGUCCCUGCUGAUCCAGGGUUUGUUAUUGUCUCUGUUCUGGUGGCGACGCUGCCGUCCACACAGAGGUUCAGAUCAGUCAUGGCUCUGAUGUCAUCUCCAUGAGGCUGGCAGAGAGCGAUCCAAUCAGUAGCCUCAAAACAAGCCAGCAUGGUUUCUUCAGCUUCCUGUGAUUGUCUUCUCGCAGUAUUCUUCUUUAGAGAUUGCCUCUGAAUAACGGCUUUAUACUCCUGGCAGAGAAAAAUAACAUUGUGAUCUGAUUUUCUAAGGGGAGGUCUUGCAGUGAUGUAUGCAAACCUGACAUUCACAACAAAUCUAGAAUUUGUUGCUGAGGAAACAUUUAGUUUUGUCUGGCAGAAGAGCUGAUUGAGUGUUAAAAUGUUGGAAGUGCGGCAGAGAGUGAGACAUAAUUUAGAUCACCAGAUAUUGUCACAAACACGUUGGGUGUUGUGGUUGUAGCUUAGCAACAACUGAACUGAUGACUUCAUGUGCAGCUGAUGGUGGGAUGGAAACAGCUGCCAAAAUAACAGUGGUGAACUCUCCUGGUAAAUAAUAUGGAUAAAAACUCAGUAUAUGAUGAGAGAAUAUGUUCCAUGUCCUGUACCUUUUGUGAAACGAAACUAGUCCAACUCUUAACUUCCCAGUUCAGACAGGAUGAAUAAAGAAAACUUUGCCUGUUGCAUAAAUGUCUCCUCAAUGUAAAAAUGUGCUAGUGAGGAUGUUGAUUCUCUCCAAUAUGAUUUAAUGUAGUGCAUAAAAAACAUUGUAGGAUUCUUUAGCUAUGAGAAUAAUCCACAUUUACUGAAUGAUGACCGGAGGGUUAGACUUACCAGAUUUGAUUUUCUCUCUAGGUUUAAACAUUUUGUCAGGUAACAAUCUCUUCUGUUUUUCCGUAUUUAGGUAAGUUUAUGCUUAUAUUUGACUGGAGACCAAAAUAUAUAGAGAGUAAAACGAAACUGAUCCUGAUCAGCGGAGACGCAGUGCCUUGGAGCAAGAAAUUCCUGCACACAGUCUGAAGUCGAUGUGUCCGGUUAUUGGACCUGCCAGGACGAGCAUGAGAACCAAACCUUUCAUGAACCAGCUGUAAAAAUGUCUGCAACAAUCUAGAAAACUGAACGUCUGAAAAGCUGCAGGAAAAGGGAGAAUCUGCUGGAUGAGAACCGGGUCACAGCAGCUUCCUGCAGCUUUUCUAGACUUUCUGUAAAUUCCUGGCAUGUCAGCCAAGCAGAGAUCAACAUGAACAUUUUAGUCUUCAGUUUUUGAUAGAAGAGUCCGGCGGUGACCUCCUGGCUCUUUGCUGUCUGUAGUUUGAAUCAAACUGGGCUCUACAUAAACUCCGUACUCAGACCUGAACACCAACAUCACAACAACUUAGUUUGAGUUUUUUCAGCUUUCCAAUUUGUUGGGAUUAUCUUGAGUUGUCUCUGGAGGUCAAAGGUCAAUAAUCUAGCUGUAGUUGUUUAUCAGAAAACGAUGUUGAACUGUCAUUCUGCAUGCGACGCUACCAACAUUAAUAACCUGCAUGGUUCUGAUCCAGAAGUUCAGCUCAGAUGUUUGUUCUGUAAUUUUCUGCACUAAUAAAAAUGUUUUAUGUCUCACAGCAGAACUUUUCCAAGGCUGAAAGUUUUCAUCAUUUUAACGGACAGAUUGUACAACACUAAAGAGUAUUUCUAUUGUAUUUGAUUCUAAAUAUACUAAUAGCAAAGUUA
Messenger RNA from Xiphophorus maculatus (southern platyfish), 5930 nucleotides. RefSeq names its product coiled-coil domain containing 136 (gene ccdc136). Bases 857 to 2110 code for a protein of 417 amino acids. Gene Ontology annotation, cellular component: acrosomal membrane. The record is from RefSeq and is a predicted model, not a curated record. Gene Ontology annotation, biological process: acrosome assembly; single fertilization. NCBI's taxonomy places the organism in Eukaryota, Metazoa, Chordata, Actinopteri, Cyprinodontiformes, Poeciliidae. The transcript has 9 exons.